Thamnophis sirtalis is the source of this 1676-nucleotide messenger RNA. It is a transcript of the gene CMTM8, whose product is annotated as CKLF like MARVEL transmembrane domain containing 8. The record is from RefSeq and is a predicted model, not a curated record. Gene Ontology annotation, cellular component: membrane. Gene Ontology annotation, molecular function: structural constituent of myelin sheath. Gene Ontology annotation, biological process: myelination. Lineage: Eukaryota; Metazoa; Chordata; Lepidosauria; Squamata; Natricidae.
AGAAAAUAAGGGAGCUUGUCUGUAUCGGCAAGUGGUUUUGAAUUUGUUAUUCUCGUCGCUAACAAUCAUAAUGAAGAACAGGAGAAGUAGAAGGUGAAGGAGUUACUGAUAACGACAAUUAUGCAUUUUCUGAUGCAAUCCUUCAAGGUCUCUGUUCGACCCAACUAUAUCUCUAUUAACCACUUUCGGAACUGACUUCAGAGGCGCCUACCCAGAUAAGUGUUCCCAGUCAAUAGUGAAGUCGGUCAAGAUAACGUUUCUUGUUAGUUCGACAAAAUUCCAAAACGACCCAAUUUGGAGCAGGCAGCAAUAGCGCUUGGAACUAGCGUAACCCUCUUUUCCUUUCCUCCGACCCCUCCCCAAACUGUACGGCCCCAGGUGACGGAGGCCUCUCCCCGCCCGCGUGCGUCCCCUUAGCUCUGCCCCCAGUCCCGCCGGCGGGGUUUUUCACAGGCGACUCUUUAAGGAGGCUGCGCCAAAACCUGCACCUUCUUAAGAGCCCUGGGCGUAAUUUGCUUCUUCGGACGCCAACCUUCGGCCACAAGUCCAGAGCCUUUGGGUUGAAGAGCCUGUCUUUGGCUGCUGCAGCUGGCGGUCAAGCUCCCGACGGUGUCCCUGCUGCCGCUGAAGAUGGAACAGAUGCCCCGCGAAAGCCAUCAGGAGCGCGCUCCUUCGCACAUGGUGACCACAACCAGCAGCUCCUUUGCAACGUCCAGAUCCAGCACGCUCGCAUACGACAAAGAAUUUCUGAAGACGAUUCCUGGAAUCCUCAUGAUGGUUGAGAUAGUAUUAGGCUUCCUAGUGUGGAUGUUGAUUGCUGGAACUGACUAUUUCCUGUAUCCUGUCUUUGGAUGGAUAAUGUUUGUGGCUGUGUUUUACUGGAUUCUUACACUUUUUUUUUUGAUCAUUUUUUUGACAAUGAUUUAUACGAGGAUACCUCAAGUGCCAUGGACCAUAGUCGGUCUGUAUUUUAAUGGGAGUGCCCUUCUCUUGUACUUAAUUGCUGCUAUUUCAGAGGCAAAUGCAGUCACCAAAGAACUUGACCACCACAAUUACAAUAGUUGGGCAGCAUCUUCGUUCUUUGCCUUCGUUGUUGCUUCCUGCUAUGGUGGAAAUACCUACUUUAGUUUUCUAUCUUGGAGAUCACAGACCUUGCAAUAAGUAUUAUCUUCUAAUAAAACAGAGCAGUGUGUAAAUGUAUAUAAUUUUGAUGAAAAUAUUUACGUAAUAUGGUUUUCACUCAAAAGUAAAAACAAUUUUUUUUUUUACAAAUUAUGGAAAGGAUAGUUCACCUGACAGAAAAGGUUCUACACACUGUUCUCUUAUUUAUGUCAUUUGAAUUAAUUGUGACAUAGGUCAGUUACCACAAACAGGAAGCAGAAGGAAGAAUUGAUGAUAUAGGAGGGAAGAGAAGAAAGCAAUGGAAGCGGUUCAAUGUUGUUUACACUGGGGGCACUUCCAUACACUAUUGUGCUCCUUUGAAAGCUGCUCCAGAUCUCAGGAUUCUUGUCAAUAGUGUUACAGAGCAUUGUACAAUCAGAGGCACUAUCUGAUGGAAUUGAUUUAAAAUCUGAAAACGUUUGUAACAUGAAAAGCAUGUAUUCUCAGAUAAAAUACUGUAACUAGAACAUGUUACUCUUUGUAUCAAUUCAUAUUAUUUCCUUGUAUAUUGUUGU